Molecule: messenger RNA, 2929 nt
Organism: Capsicum annuum
Lineage: Eukaryota; Viridiplantae; Streptophyta; Magnoliopsida; Solanales; Solanaceae
Exons: 7
Coding region: 50-2842 (930 amino acids)
Source: RefSeq, a predicted model, not a curated record
AAGCUCAAUUUCUUCGAUAUCUUUUAGGAUUUUUGUCAAUUCCUCUUCAAUGGCAGAAUGUAGUACACCGAAAAGGAUCACUCAUGGUAUAUCCUCUGAUCAACUAUCUAAUGACGAUUGCCCAUCUUUUGGUUUAUGCAUUUUCACACAAGAUACUGAUAAUGCAGGUGCGGUUACAUUAGGGAAAAGUAAGGAUUUAGGGGAAGAUACAAUUAACAGAAGUGUGAAAAAAUCAAUCCAUUACACCAAAGAAAAUGGCAAAAGGAUUGUGGGAGACAUACCUUCCACAAAAAAUGCAUCUAAAAAGGCACUGGAAUAUUUUGUGGAAGAACGCCCGGCUGACUCGCCACGCAUUAGUUGUUAUGGAAAAGCAGAUAUAGCAAAAGUUUUGAAGGACAAACUCAGCGAAACACAAUUUGCUAUGUUCCAAAAGACAUGUUUCGGUGUAUUUCUAGAGACGCCAAAUUGUGCACUUAAGCCACAGAUGAUUAGGUGUCUCAUGGUACUCGAGUUGAAGCAGGAUAAUGUUGACGAAUUUUGGGUCCUUAUUAAUGGCACACCACUCAGGUUCUCCAUCAGAGAGUUCGCAACUAUUACCGGACUAAAAUGUACCGGUAGUACAGAGCAAUUUGAUAUACCAGGGAACACACCAAAUAGACUGGUCGAUCUUUAUUUUGGUGGAGAAAAUAAAGUCAAGAAAAAUGAUUUGGUUCAGUGUUUCAUGAAUAAGAGAUGGGGUGAUGACGACAAAGACGCUGUUAAGAUAGCGUUACUAUAUUUCAUAAACACCUUCAUCCUCUCGAUUGGAAAUUCUGUGUCAAUCAAGCGAAAGCACUUUCAUAUGGUCGAGAAUGGCACCUUCAGUGAAUAUCCAUGGGGUACGGAUGCAUAUAACCAGCUUAUCUCAACCAUAAGACAUAAGAUGACCUUCACGCAGCAGCUCUAUCGUAUAACUGGCAUGCCAUUUGCCCUCCAAGUUUGGGUAUACGAGUGUUGUUCAAACAUAAAGCAAUCAUUUGCUAAUCGUGUUGCUCAUAGAAGCCCCAGAAUACUGAACUGGGAAGUCAACAAUGCUGAACUGCAAUAUGCUAAAUUGAUGGAUGGAAUUUUCAAAGAUCACGACAAUCCGUUGGUUUUCAAAAACAUGGUUUCAACCCCAGAAGAGGUUGAGAUUUAUCCAACUGCUCAAACCAUGGUUUCGACGACUCAUGUUCAAGAAGAUUUCGAUGACUUCAGUUCAAAACCUCCAAAGUUAAAAAAGAGGAGCUUGGGAGAAUCCGGUAUACGCUUGGCACAUCCAUCGAAGAAGCCAAAACAGAACGACCAUCCACGUGUUCAACCUCAUGCAUCCAAGAAGACAAAACGGCCAAAAACAAUGCAAGAUGUCCAAGCAGAAGCUACAGCCCAAGAAAAUGAGCACACUCCUACAGAACCUGAUCGCAUUCCUAUAAACAGGACCGAUCAGAAUGUCAUUAAGGAGCUGCCACCAUUAAGGCCAGAUGUGCAAGAUGAAGCCAGUGUCCUGGCGAUUGAGCACACUACUGACCCAGAUUACGUACCCAUCACCAGGAAGGAUCUGAAUGACUUUAAAAAGUCGGUCAAUGAUCAGUUUCUUAAUAUGCGUCUUUUUAUAAGUGAGCAAAUAACAAUGGUUCUCAAAGCUUGGGCACUAAACUCACAGCCAGAUUCAAACAACAAUAACGGAAGGGGUGUUGAUGGCAAAGCCCCCCACAGUGUAGAAAAUCAACCACUUAACAGGAGUGCGGAUGACAUGAUUUACGCACCCUCCCAUGUUAGAGCUGAUGCUGUUACGACAGAGGAAAUUUCGAAAGAGAUCAACAAUGCAGAAGAAAAUGAGGAACUAAUUGAGGGUGUGGAUCAUGUACCAGUUGAUGUGAAUCGAAAGGGUAUUCAAGUGGAGGAAGGUUGCUCCAAUACUACCGAAGAGCCGAUAAAAAAUGUGGAUAUAUCUGAUAAACCAACCAGUGUCCAACGCAAGCGUCACAUUAUGGAGGAUGUGGCUGAAGUUCCAAACAACAAGCAGUUUGGUAGAAAACAAAUGCCAAAACCAAUGAAUAUUGCCCCUGUUUGCAUGACGUCUGCACAACCAAUGAAUAUUGCCCCGGUUUCCAUGGUGUCUGCACAGGAAUUUUCUUUUGAUAGGUUCGAAUUGGCAGAUAGCCAGCUUCCUAGUCAGAUCCCUGAGACUCGGAGUCAAUCAUUCACGAAGUCUUUACCAGAGCAGCAUUCAAGCCAUCAAACAGGCCACCGGGGCAACAAUACUUCUUCAGCCCAAGCAUUUGCAAAGUUAAUAUUUGAAUGCUCAAUGAGACUACCUUUGGAGGCAGUGGCUCAUGACCCGACGAAUGAAACAGAAAUGAGUGGUGCAAUUGCUGCUUUAAAUGAAAAUCCCUCACUGUUGUUUAACGAAGAACAGGCCAAUCAAUUGUUAAAACUCAAGUAUGAAUUCCCCUUCAUGGUUAAGAAAUGGAGAGACCUGGCUCAAGAUGAAUCAAGAUACCGGGAAUUAUUGACCAACUUCGAAGAGGACAGGAAAAAUCUUGAUAACUUGAUUAAAUCAGAAAAAAUGUUGAAGUCAGAGUAUGCUAAAAGGGAGGAACAAGCUAGAGAGUUGGAAGCGCUCCUUCAAACGAUAAGGACCAGGCAGAAAGAAAUCACGGAAGAAAGACGAAAAGCGUCUCAAGAAGCUCAAAAACUCAUGUUGUUAGUUCAAGAAAAUGUUGGCAAGACACAAAGCACUAGCACUGAAUUGGAAACAACAAAGAUGCAGAUGGAUAACUUAAGAAAGAUUUGGUCCAACUUUCAGUCUAAAUUCCCUUAGGUGUUACUUUCAGGUCUCUCCUUCUUUUUGGAAAGGGUAGUUAUAGUUCAUUUGUAGAUAUUAAAUCGAAUGUCUUUUAUAAGUAUU